This is a messenger RNA of Wyeomyia smithii (pitcher-plant mosquito), 982 nucleotides long. RefSeq lists its product as uncharacterized. The transcript has 3 exons. The record is from RefSeq and is a predicted model, not a curated record. The coding region runs from base 104 to 982 and encodes 292 amino acids. Lineage: Eukaryota; Metazoa; Arthropoda; Insecta; Diptera; Culicidae.
UUGCAAAAAUUUAUAAUUUUUUUUUAUAUUUCACAAUAGCUGUUGGAUAGUGCUAGUAGAGCCAGCAUUCGUAGCAUUUAAGAAGAUUUUCGCUUUUUUGACAAUGGAGUACAAUAACGAAUGUAAUGUAGGACUGCAUAUGUUGUUAGAGGCAGCAGAACUCAUCAGGAAUGAGAACAGAAAUGCUGAAAUAGGGGUUAUUUGCGAAACUCCGACUGGUGUGAACUAUGAGGAAGUGCCCACUGGCUUCUCAAUGUCAGAAAGUUGUUCCUGGAACACAAGUGGUCUAGCAUACCUUUCUUUCGCCAAUAUAGUUGCUUCAACACCAAUAAGGGAAUCGAGGAAUCCGGCAACAUUAUCAGCGCUAGAUUUGUCUUCGUCUUAUAUGGAAGAAUCGCCACCAAGUGGCAAUCUAUCGUACAGGAGCAAUGAGCCCUGUAUGAUUGAUAUCCCUUUGCAUUUAGCUCCCGUUAAUCGCAGCGAGAAAACUGAACCUGUCAGAGGUAAUGCCUGUGUUCCGUUAAAUCUAGCUACAACGAGUAGAAGCGCAUCUGCACAGUCUGUGUUCCAUCCACCUAUAAACGACGUUUAUCUUCGUAGUCCUCUUUCUCCGCUGGACAUGAAUAACAAUAAACUUCAAACAGGCUUUUCGGCAGGCUCCCUGCAGGCCGCCUAUACUGUCCAUAGUGAUAAUAUGUCUUUACACGAAUCAACGGAAACAAGCAAUGAAGCUCGGCAAAUGAAAGAUGAAUACUUCAAUUCCGGAAGCGACGAUGAAAACGACUACGACCAUGACCCUGACAAUGUCGGUGAUACUACGAUGUUGAACGAAUUCUCAUUAUACGAAUUCUUUAAGGUGUAUCGCAAUGAUGCUUUUAUUGGGGACAGAGAUGAGUUUACCAACGAACAGGCCGAUGAACGUGUUGCUCAUGAAGCCGGUUCAUCUUCUGCAGUAAUAGAUCCAGGUUUCGAAGAAUUGUAA